GAAAUUAUAUAAUUCAUAUUACAUAAGUUGUAAAAUUGAGAAGUGGGUUGAGUAUUGGAUAUGAAAAACAACUCAUUUUAUAUUUUAAUAUUCAAAAUUGAGUUUCACAAUUGGAGACAGUCUUUAGUACUGUAGUUGUUUAAAGACCAAAUGAAGACCAUAUUAAAAUUUCACAUCUUUGUUCUCAUUCCCAGACAUCCCAACUUUAGUUUACACACACUUUUCUCUCUCCUCACCUCUUCACUACUCAGUCCACACUCCUCACUACACUACAUAAAACAAAACAAAAACAUCUGAAUCUUUCAACAUUACACUAUUAUCCAAAUUCCAAAGCCUCUCUUCUCAAAAUCCCACUACAAAACUAAAAUUAUUUUCCUCUUUCUCUUUAAAUUUUUAUUUCCUGCAAGAAAGAAGCUUGAAAAAAAAUAAGAAAGCUGCAAAAUUUAAUCUUCAUUUUUGGUGGAUUAAUAUUAUAAAUAUAUAAAAAAAAGUUAAAAAAUUUGAAAAUGGGUGAAGGUGAAAAUUGGGGAUGGCAACCAAGUGGGUCUCCAACAAUGAAUUUGGAGAGAUCAGACGUACAUUGGAGUCAUUUUGACAGUUCUGUAAAUGCAGUUUCAUUUGGUUUUGUUGCUACUGCUGUUCUUAUUUCAAUGUUUCUUGUUAUGGCCAUUUUUGAGAGGUUUCUCCGCCCAAAUCCGCCGGAACCUCCGCUGCCUAGCCGCCGUGACAUUGAAUCCCAACUGGGUUUUCAUUCAAAGCUUGGUUACUCUUCUCCCAAGAUGACAGUUUACUCUCAAGAGCAUCCGGUAUUGAUGCCUGGAGAUAAUAUUCCAACCUUCAUUGCUCAUCCGGUUCCUCUUCCGUGCCCUCCUGACCGCAUCCAUUGGCCACCCUGUAAGUUUAAAUUACCUCUAAAAGGCCCUCAAAAUGCCAGAAGUACCCUGCAAGCUAUUGUACGAGAAUCAGUCUAAAGAUAGAUGGCACAAUAGCACAUAUUGUUGCAAAUUUCUUUUAAAUAUGGACAAUUUUUAGCUCGUACAAUGGAGAUUUUCUUCUCCAUUUGAGUUGUUUACUACUUGUAAAUAGAGCAUCUCGCUCCUUUGGGUAGACUCGCCCUUUCACUUUGAGAGACUGAGGCGAGCAAGGCUUACUGCUUUAAGUUUCUAGGGAUGGAUGAAGUUGCGGAUCAAAUUGAAAUCCCCGCUUGUAAAAAAAUUGGAAUGUGUAAUUGAUAUGUUGAGCACAGGCUGAUUCAAACCAAGUUUUUUGACAUGGUCAGAAAUUAGAGAACCAACAUGAUCUAAACAAUUUUAUUUUAUUUUUUUUUUAUUUUUUUUUUUUUCAUUUCUACUGUGAUUACAUCAUUUCGAAAAUCACAGUUGUAAAUCUUUAUUAUCUGAACACUCUUUCUUGCCGGAGUAUUGAUGUUCAAGGACUGCAUCUACAUUUUCCUUUAAUUAAUUAGGAGUCAUUUUUAGGACAUAAUUUUCUCCAACUUGAGCUAUAUAGGUGAUAUCGUGGACACAAUAUAUACUGUAUGAAUAUAUUAUGCAUAUAUCGCCAAUAAUUCUAAUUAUUUUUUGCAGAUUUUCCAAAUUAUAACUACAGACUUGAUGAAUUAACUACAUGUAUUAUUACUACGUAUCAUUCAUAGGUUU
This is a messenger RNA of Chenopodium quinoa (quinoa), 1658 nucleotides long. RefSeq lists its product as uncharacterized. The coding region runs from base 507 to 971 and encodes 154 amino acids. The transcript is spliced from 2 exons. NCBI's taxonomy places the organism in Eukaryota, Viridiplantae, Streptophyta, Magnoliopsida, Caryophyllales, Amaranthaceae. The record is from RefSeq and is a predicted model, not a curated record.